Messenger RNA from Perognathus longimembris pacificus (Pacific pocket mouse), 1804 nucleotides. Its product is annotated as protein CDV3 homolog. Lineage: Eukaryota; Metazoa; Chordata; Mammalia; Rodentia; Heteromyidae. Gene Ontology annotation, cellular component: cytoplasm. Bases 320 to 649 code for a protein of 109 amino acids. The transcript has 2 exons. The record is from RefSeq and is a predicted model, not a curated record.
AGGAGAGGCCGCGGCAGUGGCCGAGACGGAGGAGCGGAGCCUGGACAACUUCUUCGCCAAGCGGGACAAGAAGAAGGAGAAGGAGCGGAGCAGUCGGGCGGCGAGGGCCGCGGGCGCCAAGGGCAGUGCCGGCAGGAGCAGCGGAGAGGCGGGCGGCGGGGCCGCGGGCGCGGGAAGCAGCAGGCCGAGCGACCGCGGGGCAGCGGGCGCGGGCAGCGCGGGCCCCGGCGCCUCCACCAAGGCCGGGACGAAGGAUGAAGAUGAGUGGAAGGAAUUUGAGCAGAAAGAGGUUGAUUACAGCGGACUCCGAGUUCAGGCAAUGCAGAUAAGUGAGAAGGAAGAGGAAGAUAACGAGAAGAGAGAAGACCCUGGGGAUAACUGGGAAGAAGGGGGCGGCGGCGGAGGAGUAGAGAAGUCUUCAGGUCCCUGGAAUAAAACAGCUCCCGUGCAAGCGCCUCCUGCUCCAGUCGUGGUUACAGAACCCCCAGAACCGGCAAUGCCUAGUGGUGUGUAUAGGCCUCCCGGGGCCCGGUUAACCACUACCAGGAAAACGCCACAAGGACCACCCAAAAUAUACAGCGACACGCAGUUCCCGUCCCUGCAAUCCACUGCCAAGCACGUAGAAAGCCGGAACAGGUACUUAAAAUGAGUGCUACCUGGCGGUAAAUGAUCACAUAUGGCACAUCUACAUCUUAUAUAGGGACGUGAAUUCUUAAACGUAAAUAAAAUGGGGAAAAAUGUAAAUGACAUCAGAUGGAAAUUUUUUUUUUGAGUGGCUUUUAAGUAAAUCCCAGCCUUUGGCUUCAAGAGUGCCACUCGCUGGCUUGAACUGAGACCUGCACCUGGACCGCUCCACUGCUGUCCUGCGCGAGGCCCGCGAGGACGGUGACCCUUCCCUCGCCCGCAUCACCUCGUCUAACCCGACCCCGUCCCGCCAACCAGGAGGGAGGAGAAAUCAUCGAAUAAUGAGAACUUUACUUGAAUGAGAGAAUUGUUACCCUUCCUUACGCAUGGAGACAUUACCUACUAAUUGCUACAAGUACGAGCAAGUGCUCUGGAGGAAUGUCUUUUCAGCUGUCUUCAAGUUGACCCUAAAAUAGGCUUGCUGAGAAGACAGACCAGCUUGAGUGCAGUAUUAACCCGGUUCCUGUCCAAUCAAAGCCUUAAAGUGGUUUGAUGAAGAUUUUAUACUCUUCCUGUCCCUCCCAACCUUCUUCUAAGGGGUGACUUUUCUUUCCUCCUCUUUUUUUUUAAUUCAAGGAAGCUAUUUUCAAAAUACCCUAAUGAAGAAGAAAUGUUUGCUGUUUACAUUUCUUUUCCCUUAGGGAUAAAAAGAAAUGGUGAAGAGCUUUGAAGUACUAAGAGCUAGAGGUAGGGAUGAGGUUUCAAAGGACCAGGCCCUUACACCUGACCUAGACAGCCCAUGUGCUGUGCAGGAGGAGGAGCCCCCGCAGCUCCGGGCACUGUUAGGAAUGGCCUCGCUGGCCCUCCAUGCACCGCACCCCCUCUGCCUCCGUCAGCCUCGCACCACCCGGGGAGCUCCAGCAGCCGGCCCGGGACCACUCGCUAGCAGUUCAACGUGUCCCAUCUGCUCCUGGCCGCCGCUGGACUUAGAUUCUCCUUGGUCCGUAGAUGUGUGAACUAGAUCCAGCUCUGUUCUUUCACAACUGCUCCACAAAUACGAGAAACCAACCCCACAGCCCGUGGUCAUUGGGAAGUCCUGUUGCAUUCCAACGCUGAGCCUCCGCCAGGUUGACUACCUCAGACUCCCGGCCCUUCCUCUAGACAUCACUUGGAUCGCAGU